Molecule: messenger RNA, 955 nt
Organism: Aspergillus sclerotioniger CBS 115572
Lineage: Eukaryota; Fungi; Ascomycota; Eurotiomycetes; Eurotiales; Aspergillaceae
Product: ankyrin repeat domain-containing protein
Exons: 2
Coding region: 332-955 (207 amino acids)
Molecular function (GO): protein binding
Source: RefSeq, a predicted model, not a curated record
GAACGGAGAGGGAUGUAUGAAGAAUAGGAAAUGAGAUCAUCAUCUUCCUCAUUGUGACAAGCUGGACCUGCAUUUUUCUUUUUCGAGAUCAUCUCUGGUGAUGUGCUGGGCAUGAUAUCAAGUUUAUAUCAACCCCUCCCACCACCCUCCCUUCCUCUCUCUCUCACGUUGCUUUACAUUGCGUUGCAUUACCUCCUCCACCUCCAACCAAUACCCAAGAAAGAACCCAAACUAACAAAACAAACCAGAUACCCACCCUUCAACUCCUAACACCCAAGUCCCAAGAGAAACCCAACCAAACAACCCCCACCAAACAUAACAAUCCACCAAAAUGUCCCUCACCCUCACCCCCGACACAAUCGACGACCUAAUCUUCUCCGCCCGCACCGGCGAUCUCCCCGCCCUCCAAACCGACCUCGACACCCUAGCCACCCAAACCAACUCUUCGCCCGCGCAGAUCAUCGCCGCCGCAAUCGAUGCCGCUCCCGCCGAAGAAGGAGGUAGUGGAUCGAGUCUAUUGCAUUAUCCCGCUGCGAAUGGCAAUUUGGAAAUCCUAACCUACCUCCUCACGCACCUCGGGCAACUUCCCACCCCCGAGGCAAGCAAGAUUCUCAACCACCGGAACUACAGCGGAAACACGCCGUUGCACUGGGCGGCACUGAACACGCAUUUGGAGUGCGUGAAGGCGUUGGUGGAGGGGGGUGCGGACGUGGGGAUUAAGAAUGAUGCGGGGCUAGAUGCGGUGUUUUUGGCGGAGAGGGCGGAUUGGAAUACUCGGGCUGAGGGGGAGGGUGAAGGUGAAGGGGAUGAGGAGGUGGAGGUUGAGAUUGGUGGGGAGGGUGCUGAUGGGGAGGGUGCUGGGGAGAUGACGAGGGGGAGACAGGUGGUGGAGUGGUUGUUGAGUUCGGAGAAGGCGGGUGAGUUGGAGAGUGGUGUUGCGGAGGGGAAGGAGUAG